Molecule: messenger RNA, 1841 nt
Organism: Pseudoliparis swirei
Lineage: Eukaryota; Metazoa; Chordata; Actinopteri; Perciformes; Liparidae
Exons: 4
Coding region: 177-872 (231 amino acids)
Source: RefSeq, a predicted model, not a curated record
CAGUCUAGCUUAUUUUUCCAUUAUGUUCAGUUGUCAAUUUUGUGGCCACGAAUGUGUUACUAAAUAUGCCUUUGUAAGGCAUAUGAAAGUUCACCAAAACACCCCCCACAUCAAAUUUAAAUGUGCUUUUCAUGGUUGUAACCGUUCAUUUGGCAAAGUGUUGUCUUUAAAAUGUCAUGUAUAUAACACCAGCCGCCCCUCUGGAGGACAUUGAAAGUCAGUGGCCCUACUUGUUUUUGCCGAGGAGCAUGUGUGCCCACUUUGAACUGCUCACAGACAUUCAGAUCUUGGGAAUAACAGAAGCAUUUCCGGAAAACCAGGGCAGAAUCAUCUCGGAAUACUUCAAGGCCAAUCCCAGCAACGAUGAAGUAAAGAACGUCCUCUCACAAGAAAACGGUAUUACAUUCCCCUAUAUUCUGGAUCUACUGAUGGCACACUUCAAAGAGCAGAGAGAUGCCCUCAUCUUGCUGGCAGAUGUGUCAGACACAGCAGCAACUGUGAAGACAUCCCUUGCCCUCCCCGAUAGCCCUCGGUUGAUCAUUCUAGGUCCAAUGAUUCCUGACCAGCGUUGGAUGGUUAGCAUCGAGGGCCACGUGGUGUGCGAAGGAGCAACGUUUGUUUUGGGGCUUGCUGUUGUCUUCGCAUGCUACUACAACUUCAACCUCCAAUAUCAGGAUCUGGCUGCCUGCACACUUGAAUUCAUACAGAGAAGCUGUGUUGGGAUUAACCCAGAGAGAGGGACAAAGGCACGUCAGGGAAAGGUGACCAGCAAGAAGAGCGGGCGAAUGGUCCAAAAGAAAGCGACAUCCCUGAAUCCGCAUGUGUGCACCCUCUUGAGGAAGCUCAUGGACUUCGAGUGGGACUUUGUAUGAGUUUAUCACUACCCUGACUCUGUCCAUGGAGUUCAGAUGAGUACACAUACACACGCACGCACACAUGCACACACACACACUCACACACACACACACAUACACAAACACACCCACACAGACGCACACACCCACACCCACAUCCUUCUAUGUAUGGGUCUCACUUCUUCACAUUGUCCAUGGAGUUCAGAUGAGUACACAUACACACGCACGCACACAUGCACACACACACACACACACACACAUACACAAACACAUACACAAACACACUCACACAGACGCACACACCCACACCCACAUCCUUCUAUGUAUGGGUCUCACUUCUUCACAUUGUCCAUGGAGUUCAGAUGAGUACACAUAUACACACUCACUAAUCCUUCAUAUCUAUGGAUGUGUCUCACUCAUUCACAUUGCUAUUUGUAUUUGUAAGGGCUAUUUUUGUUUUAUUUGUAUCUAUUAUCUUAACAAUGUCCAACCAGACAUUAUUUCUGUUAAAUUUUGAAGUUAGCGCACAAUAUUGUUCAACAGCAUAGAUCUGUCAAGUAAAAAACUCUAGCGUACUGGGGAGGCUCUUUCCUUUUGAAACAUAACACUAUUGUCUCAGUCUGUAAAGUACAAUGCACAACGUACAAAUACACACACAUAAAAAAAUUCAUUCACACCAGUAUUUAUAUGUGUAAUAGCUAUUUUGUGUUUUGGGCUAGCACACAGUAUUGUUCAAUAGUCAGUAUUGUUCUGUUAAGUAAAACCCCCUAGCGUAAUGGGGAGGCUCUUUUCUUUUGAAACAUUAGUAUUUACUCAGUUCAUCAAGUACACAUUUUGUCCGAUAACCAUGCACUCACUAGGAAAAACACACUCACACAUGCAACUUAUCCAUACCAUUUUGAUUUCUAAGGGCUAGAAUAUUUGAAUCAGUUAUUUGGAUGCUAUUUUUUGUCAAGGCUAUUCUAAUAAACAAGAAUAUUAUGAAUA